Molecule: messenger RNA, 522 nt
Organism: Drosophila serrata
Lineage: Eukaryota; Metazoa; Arthropoda; Insecta; Diptera; Drosophilidae
Molecular function (GO): serine-type endopeptidase inhibitor activity
Source: RefSeq, a predicted model, not a curated record
AUGUCGCGACGUUGCAACUCAAAGAGCCAUCAACGUCAUCAAAUCGGAUACUUCUUCAGCCUCUUUAGCCUUGCACCUCAGGGAUUUAUAAUAAGGCAACCAAAAUGUUUGUAUGUGGCAAAUCCUGGACCCUAAAAUUGGGUUAAAGUCUGGGGCUAUGAUUAUCUGACCAAUCGUUGCAUUUUCUAUUUUUACGGCGGCUGUGGCGGUAAUCCCAAUAGAUUCUAUACAAAGGACGAGUGCCUGGACACCUGUCGAGUGACAAGAGAUACAGAAAGGCGGAAAAGAGAGGGGGUAAUUGAAGAGGAGCAGAUCGAGGAGGAAGAGGAGGAGGAGGAGUUCGAGGAGGAUAUAGACAACUGGGAUAGUUUCGAAGAUUGGGAAUCUUAACAGCAAAAAACUCAAAGGAAAGUGUAUACAAACACCACUCUUCUCGCGUCUCAAUUGGGCAAAGUUAUCUUUUGAUUCGUUGAGCAAACGCAUAAUUUCAGUUUGAAAGAAAGAACUUCCCGUCGAGUUGCA